Messenger RNA from Chenopodium quinoa (quinoa), 531 nucleotides. RefSeq lists its product as uncharacterized. Gene Ontology annotation, molecular function: nucleic acid binding; RNA-DNA hybrid ribonuclease activity. The coding region runs from base 1 to 531 and encodes 176 amino acids. Lineage: Eukaryota; Viridiplantae; Streptophyta; Magnoliopsida; Caryophyllales; Amaranthaceae. The record is from RefSeq and is a predicted model, not a curated record. The transcript has a single exon.
AUGCUCUUUGCUAAUGAGAACCUAGAUCCCGUGAUGCUUGCUGCGGGCUUUCUCAAGUACGUGGAGGAGUACAAACAGUAUGCUGGUAAGGUUUUCAAAUCUGCUGUUUUGCCCAUCAACCCAAGGGGCUCAGACUCGUGGAAGUGCCCUCUAGUUGGCUGGGUUAAGAUCAACACAAAUGUCCAUUUUCCUGGUGGGUGUACAAUAGGUUUAGGUGUGGUUAUAAGGGAUGAGAAUGAUUCCCUCCUUGUCGUGGCUGCCAAAAGAUCUCACGCAAAUUCCCCAAAGUGUGCUAAAGCGUUGGCUAUGCGUUAUGCCCUCCUACUUGCUCAAAGAUUAGGUUUUCCUCGUGUGUGGUUGGAGUCGGAUGCUAUUAAUGUUAUUCAUGCUGUUCGUAUGAAUGAUGGUGGAAGAGCUCCUAUUAAUAUUAUUUUUGAUGAUAUUAUUAAAGAUAGUCUGUCUUUUGUUGCCUGUAAUUUUACCCAUAUCAAGCGCAAAUGUAAUAUCGUUGCCCAUCUUGCCGCAAGAUAG